AUGAUACGAGUCGUGUCUUCGAAGCCAGUCUUGUUUAAGAAUAGCAAAAAUGGAGAUAAGCUCUUUGUUGUCUGUUUAGCAAACUUGAACACCAAUGAUCGGAUUUGGGGCGCGUUGCAUGCUCGCAAAGAAGCGAACACGAGCAUCUUCACUUCUGUGCUUUCAAUUAGUCCAUCUGUAGAAGAGAACUGUGAUGUUUGCAGCUCCAAGAGAGUUGAGAGCGCCAAAAUGGCAAAUUCGAGGGAGAUUAUCACCUCAUUCGGGCUUGAUGAUUCGCAGAAGGCUGCAGUUUCAAACUGCGUCGCGCUAACAGAAUGCAGGCAUAGGAACAGUGUGAAGCUGAUAUGGGGCCCUCCAGGGACGGGGAAGACAAAGACCAUUUCCUCUUUAGUAUACACAUUAAUGAAGUUGAAGUGCAGGACUGUGACUUGUGCUCCCACUAAUGUUGCUAUUUUGGGAGUGGUGAAGAGGUUGAUGAGUUGUAUGAGUGAGAAACUCGGGCAUGAGGCCUAUGGGUUGGGAGAUGUAGUUUUGUUUGGAAAUAGUCAGAGGAUGAAGAUUGACGAGCAUCAAGAGCUUCGUGAUGUGUUUCUUGAUCUUCGGAUUUCUGAGCUGGGACGCCUCCUUGCUCCUGUCAUCGGGUGGAAGGGCGUUGCAAAUGAAAUGAUCUCCCUCCUUGAGUACCCUCAAGGAGCGUAUGAACGCUACUUGGAGCAAAUUAAAAGGAACAACAACGCAACAGGUCUAUCCCUAGAAGCUGUUUUGAUUGGAUUGUUUAACAAGAAUACACAGAAGCACAAUGACAGCAGCACUAAUGUGUGGACAUUGGAGGAGUUCUUCGAAACUAGAUUCGUUUCUGUUAAAACGCGAUUAGUCAGUUGCAUAACAGGGUUGAUCAAACACUUACCUACUUCUUUGCUACGUUUGGGAAUGCAAGAGAAAAUGACGAGAGCUUCUAAUAUGCUCCAAACACUAGAAACAUUUGUGGAUCACAAGCAGCAAUUUAUGCAAAAUGAAGCUUUCUGCAAGUCCAAAACAAAGUGUUUGGAACUAGUGAAAUCCUUCACUUACAAUUUACCACUCCCAGAAUUGGAAGAAUAUAGUAGCAUCAAGGAGUUUUGUCUCAAAAAUGCUUGCUUAAUCUUCUGCACCGUCUCAAGCUCAGCGAAGCUGCACCACAUCAAGGAAAUGACACCAUUUGAGCUGGUGAUCAUAGAUGAAGCUGCACAGGUCAAGGAAUGUGAGUCUACAAUCCCCCUGCAGCUUCCGGGGCUGCACCACGCCAUACUAGUCGGAGAUGAGAAACAGCUCCCUGCGAUGGUCACGAGCAAGAAGUGCGAAAAGGCGGGAUUCGGGAGAAGCUUAUUCGAGAGGCUUGUGACAUUGGGGCACAGCAAGCAUCUCCUCAAUGUGCAGUACAGAAUGCACCCUUCUAUAAGCUUGUUUCCAAAUCAAGAAUUCUAUGGAAACAAGAUCAAGAAUGGGAGUAAUGUCAAGGAAAGAGGCUAUAACAGAAGCUUCUUUGAGAAAGAAAGCUAUGGCUCAUAUUCAUUCAUCAAUGUAGCAAAUGGGAGAGAGGAAUUCGACAAGAGGCGUAGCCUUAUGAACAAUGCAGAGGUGUCUAUGGUUCUUCUGUUAGUAUCCAAAAUCCAUAAAGAAUGUGUGAAGUCGAAGAAAAGGGUGGGGAUUGGCUGCAUAUCUCCAUACAAAGCUCAAGUAAAUGCGAUGGAGGAGGUGCUAGGGAAGGCCUACAGCAGUGAUGCGGAUGCAGAGUUCUCAGUGAGAGUGAGGUCUGUGGAUGGAUUUCAAGGAGGAGAGGAAGAUGUGAUCAUAAUAUCCACGGUUAGGAGCAACGGGAGGGGCUUGGUUGGGUUUCUUGAUAAUCGGCAGAGGGCUAACGUGGCCUUGACUCGAGCGAGGUACUGUCUGGUAAUAGUAGGUGAUGGUGAGACUCUGUCUAGGAGCUGCUGCGUUUGGCAGAAGCUAGUCGCGGACGCCAAGAGCCGUGGAUGCUACCACAACGCGUACAAGGAACUGACAGGUGAAACUGAUGCAUGCGGUGAUCUAGCCACGAAACUAGCAGCAAUGAUGUUGAGGAAGUGGUGA
Molecule: messenger RNA, 2106 nt
Organism: Salvia hispanica
Lineage: Eukaryota; Viridiplantae; Streptophyta; Magnoliopsida; Lamiales; Lamiaceae
Source: RefSeq, a predicted model, not a curated record